Molecule: messenger RNA, 1137 nt
Organism: Aspergillus terreus NIH2624
Lineage: Eukaryota; Fungi; Ascomycota; Eurotiomycetes; Eurotiales; Aspergillaceae
Product: MFS transporter
Exons: 4
Coding region: 1-1137 (378 amino acids)
Biological process (GO): transmembrane transport
Molecular function (GO): transmembrane transporter activity
Source: RefSeq, a predicted model, not a curated record
AUGGACGUUGAGCAGUCUCCCUCCCCACGCCUCGAGGCGGGAUCUGAUGGAGAGAAGAAAACCCCGACCGUUGAUCUGGAGCAACUGGGGGAACGUGAGGGUUAUGUGUUGGAUACGUCUGUCCUACAGGACCAGGACCUGAAGACCACGGCAGACGGAAAGACGGUCCUCAUUCCACAGCCGAGCGACUCGCCCAACGACCCUCUUAACUGGUCCCCGUUCAAGAAGCACCUGAUUCUCAUCAUCAUAUCGGCCACCUCGUUUCUACCGGACUAUGGCAGUGCGACGGGCGCCGUCACGCUCAUUCCCCAGGCCGCUGAAUGGAAUAUGACUCAGGACCAUGUAAACCAUUCGCAAGUUGGGAAUGUGUUUAUGCUGGGUGCUGGCGGGAUUUUCGUGGUUGCUCUCGCCGCUUAUUUUGGCCGAUUCCCUGUGUUGUUCUGGUUCGCGCUCCUCGCAGUAGGCACUGCCGUAUGGUGUGCUGCAGCUCAGUCUUUUGAGUCCUUCAUGGCUGCGCGCAUCUUGAACGGUUUCUUCUCCACGGUUGCUCAAGGGGGCGGUCUGAUGUUCAUCAAGGAUAUGUUCUACUUCCACGAGCAAGCCAGGAAGAUCAACAUCUGGAGUGGCUUCAUCGUUCUGUCGCCGUACCUUGGGCCGCUACUCGCCGCCUUCAUCAUCAACACUCAGAAAUGGCAGUGGGCCUUUGGUGUGUACAGUAUCGAGACCGGGUUGUGCUUGAUGGCGAUUAUUCUCUUCGUCGACGAAACCUACUACGACCGUAAGACGAGACAACCUGAUCUGGUACCCAACGGCCCGCGAUGGAAAAGAAUGCUCGGCAUCCAGCAGUAUCAGACCCAUUAUAUCAAGAACAGUGCCUGGGAUGCCGCGAAACGCCCGCUACUCCUCAUCAUCAAGCCGGUCGUGUUCCUCGCAACCUUGUAUUACAUGCUGACAUUCGCCUGGGUGGUCGGAAUCAACACAACAUUGUCGAUGUUUGUCGGUCCAUUGUACGGCUUUGGGCCGAAGCAGAUUGGUAGCCCUCUACUUUCUCCCCCGUCGUAUUGGAUGAUAUCUAAUGCGCUGCACCAGGCUUCUUCUACUUCACUCCAGUCGUCGCCGCUCUUCUCGGUGAAGUGA